AUGGGUAGUGAAACAAAUGUUAUUUUUGUCAUAAACGUGGAGGAAUCCAUUAUCCGUGAUCUGCUGUUUGCCGACGACUGUGCCAUCAAUGCAACAAUAGAGCCAGACAUGCAGCACACUGUCAACCAAUUAUCCAGGGUCCGUAGGUGUUCAGCGGAAACGCUUCAAAGACUGAAAGCAUCCCUGAAGUUCCUUGGAUUUGACACAGACACAUGGGAGGAAUUGGCGAAGGGCCGUACAGCAUGGACAACAGCAAUAUCAACAGGAGCCAGAAACGCUGAGUCAACACGGUUGGAGGAGUGCAAGAGGAGACGUACGCUUUGCAAGAUGAGGUCAACGAGAACCUCAACUACAGACACUGAACACAGGGAUGAAUUCCUCUCAUAUUUAUCAAGCUAUAUGCCAGUUAAGUCUCUACCGAAUCAUGAGGAUGGUAGGCCGGCAGUGGUUACGUCUGAACUCACAAUUGAAAGUUUCGAUUCUAUCAAUGAAAAUGACAUGGAUAUUUCCUUAACAUUCCUCUUGAGGUUUAGUUAUAACAUUGAAUUCUUAGGCAAGUUUGAUGUCAAAGACGUAGACAGAGUUGUUCUUGAUAACGAAUUGGUUGAUCGGUUUUGGACUCCUGAACUAUAUUUCCUUAACGAAAAGCGAGUGUAUGUCCACAAAACAUUUUUGCCAAAUAAGAAGUAUACACUUUAUAUUGGAGGAAAUGUGACAUACUCGUCAAGAUUUUCGUUGACGGCGAGCUGUCCCAUGGAUUUUUAUGCUUACCCGUUUGACAAGCAGACUUGCAUGAUUGCAAUAGAGAGCUUUUUACAUGAUGAACAGACCAUUGUUUUGAAAUGGAAGGAAAACAAUCCAGUAGUAUUGAAAGGGAACAGUUUUAGAUCAUUGCCUAAUUUCGAUCUUUUUAAAAUAGAAACGAAUACAAUCACUGCAAAAGAUAAGGACGGUAAUUUCAGCCGUGCUAGCAUGGAACUACAUUUCGUGAGAAAUAUGGGAUAUUACCUAACGCAGAUGUAUAUCCCUUGCGUCAUUUCCGUGAUUAUAUCAUGGAUAUCUUUCUGGAUAGACGUCAAUGCUGCCUCGGAGAGAUUAGGUCUGGGUAUUGUGACAGUUCUCACUAUGGUAACGCACAAUGCUGAUGUGAAUUCGCAACUGCCUAAGGUGUCUUAUACAAAAGCUAUAGACGUUUACAUGUCCACUUGCCUGGUCCUUGUCUUCUUAGCGCUGUUACAAGAAAUGCUGAAGAAAAAGGAUAUGAUAUGCAAAUUAACAGGGGAUGCCACAGUGUCGCCAUGA
Mercenaria mercenaria is the source of this 1302-nucleotide messenger RNA. Its product is annotated as glycine receptor subunit alpha-4-like. Lineage: Eukaryota; Metazoa; Mollusca; Bivalvia; Venerida; Veneridae. Gene Ontology annotation, molecular function: extracellular ligand-gated monoatomic ion channel activity; neurotransmitter receptor activity; transmembrane signaling receptor activity. Gene Ontology annotation, biological process: regulation of membrane potential; signal transduction; chemical synaptic transmission. Gene Ontology annotation, cellular component: neuron projection; synapse; membrane. The coding region runs from base 1 to 1302 and encodes 433 amino acids. The record is from RefSeq and is a predicted model, not a curated record. The transcript is spliced from 9 exons.